AGUGAAGAUUUCGCUGAUAGAGACGAAAAGAUGUCCGAUAAGGCAAGUCCUUCAGGACCAAGGUGCGAGAAUCCCGCCCGCCUGCAUUCCGCAGAGCAGCCGUCGCAGAAGAGAGAGAAAGUGUAUCUUAACCGAAGAGAGGUAAGGGCUACGAUCAUUUUUUUUCUCUUUGGAUGCACAUCAAUGUUCACCAAUGCGUAGUAUUGUUCCAACGAGGGAUCAAAGGACUGUUGAAGGGAUGGAUGUACUUGAAAACAACAAAAGCACUACUUCAUUCAAGUCAACUCAAGGACCACAUCCUAUAGAUACAAUCCCCUUUAUCCCAGGGAACACAAUCUCGAGAUAAUGAGGGACUUUGCGAAUCCCAGUUACUUCCAGCUGACAACGACGGAAAUGUGAAGCGUGAACAGGUAGUGCAGGUACCGAGAAC
This is a messenger RNA of Amoebophrya sp. A25, 430 nucleotides long. The record is from the annotation of a GenBank genome assembly. Lineage: Eukaryota; Dinophyceae; Syndiniales; Amoebophryaceae.